UUCAAGAUGGAGAACAUCUUUGACCACUAUGAUCUGCUGAAGGUGAUGGAAGGAACGGAGAAGCGCCCGGAGAACGACCCGGAGAAGAGCCCGUGGGUGCGGAAGAGCGCACAAGGCUACCUUCUACUUGGGCAUGCGUUGGGGAGCAGCCAAAUCCGUCACAUCAAGCCUUUUCAGCGUGAACCAGCAAAGGGACCAAAGGCAUGGGCUGCUCUCAAGGGUGUACACGCUCCUGCAACAGCAGCGGUGGCUGUGGUUUUGGAGCGGCAAAUGGCGGCACUUCGAAUUGACGAAGGCGAACCGGUGGAGGAAGGAGUACAGAAAUUCUUCGACUUGUUGACACAGCUCGAAGGAGCUGACCUGAACUACAGUGACCUUCAAAAGAAGACCAAGCUGCUGGCCUUACUUCCGGACUCAUGGUCCUCGCUCAUCAUCAACCUUAAUCAAGAUCUGCCCCGUCUCUCACUCGAAGAUGUGAAGCGGGAAAUCUUACAAGAAGAUUUCCGCCGUCGCGAAUUGGCGGGUCCCGAUGGUGCCGGAAAUGCAAGCAUGGGCCGUGGGCACGGCCGUGGAAGGGGCAGAGGGCGAGGAGGAAGAUUUGGCAGCAGUAACUUCAAUGGAGGCCGUGGUAAUGGAGGAUAUGGCAGCAACAACAACAACAAUGGCUACGGGCGUGGGCGCGGUCGAUUUGAUGGCGAAUGCCACUUUUGUCACAAGACCGGCCACAUGUGGAGAGAUUGCUUCAGAUUGCCUGAUGGAUGGACCCCUUCUCAAGGCCAAGAGGGCAGAGGAGCAAGGGGAGGAAGAGGCAGAGGUCGUGGAGGCCGUGGUGGUCGUGGAAGCGAAGCGGCAAGCAUGAAAGGUGGAGACUACGACAAGGACUCGAGUGAAGAUCGAUACCCGGGCCAAUUCUUCUUUGUCUCCACGCAAGCGGCAGCUGCAGCAGGAGGUGUGGAAGGCUUUGAGGAGCCAGCUACUGUGGGAAAGGUCACCCUUCACUCUCUGGACUUUUGGGUGAUCGAUAGCGGCGCCACCUACAGCAUGACACCUCGUGCGGACUUGCUCACCGAACUCGAACCGUCGCCGGUCAAGCAUGUUACAUCGGCUUUGGGGCAGCGAGCAGAGGUGAAGGGCAUGGGCAAGGCCAUGUUCAAGGGUGCUGAUGGGAAGAUGGUGGGCCUCAAGAACGUGCUUUUGGUGCCCAACCUAGCAGCCAACCUGAUUUCCGUUCGGCGUUUGCAAAAGGCCGGCAUGGACACAUCUUCCAAGGGAUCCAAAACCUAUACCGCAAGGCUUGGUGAGCGGAAGCUUUGGGACCUUCAUGAGGACAAGGACAUCUACAAUGAGAUGUGGCAAAUCCCAUUGGUCCCCAUGCCUAAAGAGAGGCAAGUGGCAGCAAGCGUCAGCACCAAGCGUGAAGCGGUUGGUGGCGGUGAUCACGGAAAACAAAGUGACACCAAGAGUGACUCGAAGGAAUGCAACCUUGGAGAGACCAGCAAGGCGUGUGAACCCAAGGAGAAUGGUGCAGCAGCCAAAGAAGGUGGAAAUGAGGAGGGGAAGGCUAAGAUCAGCAAAGCAGCAGCGGCAAAGGAGAAAGGAGAGAGCUUGUGGGGCACAAUUGCGAGUGCCGCUUUCUCCAACCCGACUUCCGCUACGGGAGAGUGUGAUUGGCUGACCUUGCAUCGGCGAAUGGGGCAUAUGGCAUUGCCCAUUUUGCAGCAGAUAGUUAAGCAAGAGAUGGUCAGUGGGAUACGUGUCAAGGGGGAGCCCAAUGAGGUGCUUGGCUGUCCAACAUGCAUGCAAGCCAAGUUCACCCGCUACCCGUUCCAUAGCUCAGAGACAAUGGCGAAGGCACCACUUGAUGAGGUGGUGAUGGAUGUGGUGGGCCCCUUGAAGCUUGGAGCUGCUAGAGCAGAGUACUUCCUCACCAUUGUGGACGUCUACACUCGCAUGACUUGGGUGUAUGUGCUGCCCAAGAAGAGUGAUGUAGCUGAGACGGUGAAGACCGAUUGGUUGCCGAUGGUGGAGCGGCAACAAGACCAGCUUGUGAAGGCGAUUCGCACAGACCGUGGGGGAGAGUUCCUGAGCAAGGAUUUCUCAACUUGGCUGAAGAAGCAGGGCAUAAGGCACUCUCUUACCAUUCCCUACUCUCCUGCAAUGAACGGCAUCGCCGAGCGUGCGAAUCUGACACUCACGGAGAUGGCUCGGGGACUUCUCAUUGAAGCCGGUCUACCCAAUUACUUUUGGCCGGAUGCGGUGCGGCAUGCUUGUGUGGCCAAGAACAGAGCCUUGACUCAUGUGGGAGAAAACAAAUGGGUGCCCUAUGUGGAGUGGAUUGGAAGGAAGCCGAAGGUGGACAUGCUUCGGGUGUUCGGGUGCAUGUGCAUGGCACUUGUGCCUAAGAAACUUCGGCACAACAAGCUUGAUGCCAAGGCAACAUGGGUCGUGCACCUGGGCAUGGCUCAAAACAGCAAGGGAUGGCUUCUAUGGGACCCAUUUACCAAGAAGUUCUUGGUGAGUAGAGAUUGCAAGUUCAUGGAGAACUUACCGUACAAGGAGUGGAAGGCGGAGAACCAAGCGAAGAUUGGUGUGCGGCUUGGAGAGGUGAAGAGGACCGGCUUGGAGCAUGUGGAGCUGCCCUUGGAGCUGAGUAGCAGCAGCACAAUCACGAGGCAAUCUCCCCAAAUGAAUGGGGAUGAGGAGGAGGAGGAGGUGCUGCAAGGUAAUGAGCGUGCACCGCCACUUCUGCCUCGUGCUACAAGUGCUCGCGAGAACCGACCGGACUUACCGCAAAGCCAUGAGAGCAUUCAAGUCCCUGCAGCAGAGGAGGAAGGAAGGGGGAGAAGGAGGACUCAGCCCCCCAAUAGGUUGAGCUAUGAACGGCUUGGAGGACCAGCCAACUCAACCUUGACCGGUUCGGCUCUCAUGCUAGGUGAUGAUGCGGAAGAUGAAAGCGAGGAGUGCGCUUUUGCCUUCUUCUCUCCGGUGGAGAUACCGGGGGAGCCUACAAAUCCCAAGGAGGCUUGGGAGGGCCCUAAUGGGAAGGAGUGGAAGAAGGCCUCAGAUGAAGAAAUGGGGAGCAUCAUCGAGAACGACACGUUUGACUUGGUGAACCUACCUCUGGGGCGUAAGGCGAUUUCUUCCAUGUGGCUCUUCAAGCGCAAGACCGACGCCAACAGCAACAUUGAGCGCUACAGGAGCAGACUGUGCUCUCUAUCUCUCAUUAUAGGCACAUCUACGCAUAUUGUGAUUAUAACAAUGGCCAGGUGAAUGGAGGUUUGAGAAUGUGGAGUAG
This is a messenger RNA of Closterium sp. NIES-67, 3295 nucleotides long. The record is from the annotation of a GenBank genome assembly. Lineage: Eukaryota; Viridiplantae; Streptophyta; Zygnematophyceae; Desmidiales; Closteriaceae.